AUGGAGAAAGCACCAAUUGAACUGGAAUAUACCUUGAAAAAUCAGAGUUCUGGAGAAUCAGAGAAGGGAGAGAUCACAAACAGUUCCAUGGAAUCCAUGAGCACUGAAGAGAGGAGUGGGUACUCAGAGAGGUUAACCAACUUCCCCACGGUCACCCAGGAGCCAGCAGUGAGCCCAGGACUACCUUCCUCGGUUGGGCAGCGGUCUCCGGGGAAGGCGCCCGCUGGCCGGUCCCCGAGCAGUGAGGUCCCUUUGGCCCCCGCCCGCCCACUCCCGUGCGCACCCGGCCGCGCCCCCGCCAUCCCUGGCUUCCGGAGGGGGCUGUCGCGGGGAGGAUGCGGGCUGGGGGCUGCUGAGCCCGCGGAGCCACCGUCGGUCGGCCGAGAGGAGGACGAUGCUCGGCGCGCUCAGGUGAGCCGGGGCUGGGGGCUCUCCGCCGCAGCCCCAGGCGGGCCCGCGCCUCUCGCUCGCCGGCCUCCCAGCGCGGGGGCUGGAGCCCGCACCCGAGGGGGCGGCAGGGAGGGCGCAGGCAGCGGCUGGGAGCGCGGCGGCGGCGGCGGCAGAAGCUCGGUUCCGCGGCGAGGGGUGGCCGUUCCCGUCCGCCCGGGCGCCUCGCUCCCUAGCCUCAGCCGAGGUUCCAAGGAGGGUUUCAAGUCAGUGGAGAAGGUCGUGCUGCUCACAUUUCUCUCGGCAGUAAUCCUGAUGGCUAUCUUGGGGAACCUGCUGGUGAUGGUGGCUGUGUGCAGGGACAGGCAGCUCAGGAAAAUAAAAACCAAUUAUUUCAUUGUGUCUCUUGCCUUUGCGGAUCUGCUGGUGUCAGUGCUGGUGAUGCCCUUCGGUGCCAUUGAGCUGGUUCAAGACAUCUGGAUUUACGGGGAGAUGUUCUGCCUUGUCCGGACAUCUCUGGAUGUCCUGCUCACAACAGCAUCGAUUUUUCACCUGUGCUGCAUUUCUCUGGAUAGGUAUUAUGCCAUCUGCUGCCAGCCUUUGGUCUAUAGGAACAAGAUGACCCCUCUGCGCAUCGCAUUAAUGCUGGGAGGCUGCUGGGUCAUCCCCAUGUUUAUCUCUUUUCUCCCUAUAAUGCAAGGCUGGAAUAACAUUGGAAUAAUUGAUUUGGAAAGGAUAUCCAAGCCAAGACUGGGCCAGGAUUUGCAUGUGAUAGAAAAAAGGAAGGUCAAUCAGAACUCUAACUCUACGUACUGUAUCUUCAUGGUCAACAAGCCCUAUGCCAUCACCUGCUCCGUGGUAGCCUUCUACAUCCCAUUUCUCCUCAUGGUGCUGGCCUAUUAUCGCAUCUAUGUCACAGCUAAGGAGCAUGCUCACCAGAUCCAGAUGCUACAACGGGCAGGAGCCCCCACAGAGGGCAGGCUCCAACCAACAGACCAGCAUAGCACUCACCGCAUGAGGACAGAGACCAAAGCAGCCAAGACUCUGUGCAUCAUCAUGGGUUGCUUCUGCCUUUGCUGGGCUCCAUUCUUUGUCACCAAUAUUGUGGAUCCAUUUGUAGACUAUACUGUUCCUGGGCAGGUGUGGACCGCUUUCCUCUGGCUUGGCUACAUCAAUUCUGGGUUGAACCCCUUUCUCUACGCCUUCUUGAAUAAGUCUUUUAGACGUGCCUUCCUCAUCAUCCUCUGCUGUGAUGAUGAACGCUACCGGAGACCUUCCAUUCUGGGCCAGACUGUCCCCUGUUCAACCACAACUAUUAAUGGAUCCACACAUGUGCUAAGGGAUGCAGUGGAAUGUGGUGGCCAAUGGGAGAGUCAGUCCCACCCCCCAGCAAGUUCUCCUCUGGUGGCCGCACAGCCCAGUGACACUUAG
Molecule: messenger RNA, 1818 nt
Organism: Budorcas taxicolor (takin)
Lineage: Eukaryota; Metazoa; Chordata; Mammalia; Artiodactyla; Bovidae
Gene: HTR4
Product: 5-hydroxytryptamine receptor 4
Exons: 9
Coding region: 1-1818 (605 amino acids)
Biological process (GO): regulation of appetite; chemical synaptic transmission; adenylate cyclase-activating adrenergic receptor signaling pathway
Cellular component (GO): plasma membrane
Molecular function (GO): G protein-coupled serotonin receptor activity
Source: RefSeq, a predicted model, not a curated record